AUGUCUACCCUCACUACGACAACCAUGAGAUCCUCCUACCCUCCACUUCUUCCACCUCCGUUCACUGCCAACCAACCUCCAACAAUACGACUCUACCCUCUCUCGAAUUACACUUUUGGCACCAAAGAGACGCAGCCAGAAGAAGACCCGUCGGUCGUAGCAAGGCUGAGGAGAUUGGAGGAACAUUAUGAGAAAUACGGCAUGAGGCGGACUUGUGAGGGCAUUCUUGUUUGCCAUGAGCACAAUCAUCCUCAUGUUCUCAUGCUACAGAUUGCCAAUGCAUUUUUCAAAUUACCAGGAGACUACCUCCCGCAUGAUGCCGAUGAGAUUGAGGGAUUCAAAAUGCGGUUGAACGAGAGACUGGCACCCACCAAUCCAAAAGAAGGAGACAUGGAUUGGGAUGUCGGAGACUGUCUGGCUCAAUGGUUGUGGCGACCAAAUCAUGAGACUUUCCUGUACCCGUUUCUUCCAGCUCACGUCUCACGGCCAAAGGAACUUAAGAAGUUGUAUCUGAUCCAUCUUCCGCCCAAUAAAGUGCUCAGCGUCCCUAAGAACAUGAAGCUCUUGGCUGUUCCACUGUUCGAGCUAUACGACAAUACGGCACGCUAUGGGCCGCAGUUGAGCGCCAUUCCGCAUUAUCUAUCGAGAUACAGGUUUGAGUUUGUCGACGAAGAUGGGGAUGUUAGCAGUGUGAUGCCUGGCGGUGGGCCGUUACCUGGGCCCGGGGGAAUUGUGAAGGUAUUGCUGGAUGGUGAAGCUCAGAAAGCCAAGGAGAGGAAAGAGGAGGAUGGCGACGUGAAAAUCGAAAACGGGCAUGGAGGUUAG
Molecule: messenger RNA, 825 nt
Organism: Rhinocladiella mackenziei CBS 650.93
Lineage: Eukaryota; Fungi; Ascomycota; Eurotiomycetes; Chaetothyriales; Herpotrichiellaceae
Exons: 4
Coding region: 1-825 (274 amino acids)
Cellular component (GO): mRNA cleavage factor complex
Molecular function (GO): mRNA binding
Source: RefSeq, a predicted model, not a curated record